Magallana angulata is the source of this 2205-nucleotide messenger RNA. RefSeq lists its product as uncharacterized. The transcript has 4 exons. The record is from RefSeq and is a predicted model, not a curated record. Lineage: Eukaryota; Metazoa; Mollusca; Bivalvia; Ostreida; Ostreidae. Bases 306 to 1448 code for a protein of 380 amino acids.
AGAAAGUUUUUGGGGGGGACCUUAAACAUUUUCUUUGUCAUUGGCAUGUUCAUGAAAAUUGGAAAAGAAAGAUUCGACAACUUAUUAAGGAUGAGGAAUUACAAGCAGAAAUUUAUACUUAUUUAUGUGCUUGUUUACAAGCACAGUCUGAAAAUCUAUUCUCUUCUUAUGUCCAGGAAUUGUUGAGAAAACUUCAGGAAUCUAAUCAAGAAUUUUUACAUUACUUUCAGAAUUUUUACCUGAGCAGAAAAGAAAUUUGGGCAAAAUGUUUUCGAAGUGGGGAAUUUGGAAAUGUUCAUACAAAUAUGUUUGUAGAAAGUUUUCACAAUCAACUUAAAACUAUAUAUUUUGAAGGAAAACGCAAUAGACGGAUUGAUGUUUUGGUUGAUACCCUCUUACAAAUUGAAAAAAAUCUGUUCAUGACAAGACUUCGUCGUUUAAGUUAUAAUUUGCCCUCUGGUGAAAAUAUUAAUAAUUUUGAUCGUCAUCAGAGAAGUUUAGAAAUUGAUGAUUCCUGUAUUUUUCAAAUCAGUGACUUUUUUUUUACAGUUACUUCAUCUGAUUCAACGUAUGACAUAAAGAAACUAGUUGACAUAUGCAGUGAGAAGUAUUGCUUCAACAAGUGUAAAACAUUUCCUUGCAUCGACCUUUGUAAACAUCUUUUUUCAUGCUCCUGUCUGGAUUACAAAAAUGGUCAUGUUUGUAAACAUUUGCACAAAAUACAUGCAUUUGCCAACCUUAAUUCACACAAAGAUCAUCCAUCUAAUGCCAAUACAGACUUUUCGUCAAAACAAUAUGCAAGUAGCAGGGACACUGAUUCUUCAACAUCUACACGUGAUUGUACUGAAUUAAAGAUACAGCACAUUGAACAGAAAUUAAACACAAUAGCUGAACAGAUUAAAAACAACCCAUCAGUUCAAAAACAGAGACUAGACAAUAUUUUAAGUGCAUUAGACCACAUUAUUGCAGCAAAUGAGGGUAGCAAUCAAAUACACAAUUCUAUGAAAGAUUUCAAAAAGACAGAGAAAAUUUCUUCUAAUGCUAAGAAUUUGUUGCAGCCUAGAUUUAGACCAACUGUCAAAAAGCCUGGCCGGAUCCCAAAACCCCGUCUAAGAAAACCAACAGAGGAAGAAAUGAGGAACCUUCUUCCUAAUGUCUCUGGAUCAUCUCAAGAUUCCACAGUGCCAGUUUCGUUGCCAGGACCAUCUGUGGCUCCGUAUCCUCCCCUGAGACUGGUUCCACCGACAACCAAUACACUUCCUACACAACCUGCACCACAGCAAAGUGUAUUCAGUGUUGAAACUGGUUUGGGGCAGCCAACAUGGAUGAGAGUGCCUCCCUCUAUGCUUGGUAGGAGGAUUGUAACCACCAUCAAUGGCAAGAAACAGGUCAUUGUGUUCACAAGAGAAGACCAAAGAAAUGAUCCUGCAGACAAAGAUGGGGUGUGAAUUGGGAUAAAAUGAAGAGUCUUGUAGUUUGAUUUUCAAUACAUCAAUUUCUGUUUUCAGGGUGGGUAAAUUCAUAAGGAUAAGUUUCUUGUAGAGGAUGAUAGUAGGACAGCAAGUCAGUCCUGUAGUAGGCUGGCAAGGGUGAAAGGACAGUGUUCAUCUGAGGUCCUAGGCCCCUGUUCUGCUUCAUUCUCUGAUUGGUUUAGUUCAUAAGUUUGGAUUUGGAUUAGGAUAAGUUUCUUGUAGAGGAUGAUAGUAGGACAGCAAGUCAGUCCUGUAGUAGGCUGGCAAGGGUGAAAGGACAGUGUUCAUCUGACGUCCUAGGCCCCUGUUCUGCUUCAUUCUCUAAUUGGUUUUAGUUCAUAAGUUUGGAUUUGGAUUAGGAUAAGUUUCUUGCAGUGGAUGAUAGCAAGUGGAUGAUAGAACAGCAAGUCAAUCCUUAGUAGGCUGGCAAGGUUGAAAGGACAGUGUCUAUCUGAAGUCAUUCUUUUGUUAAUAGUUUUUGCUUUGUGUUUAAUAGAAACUUGGUAGUCUAGUCUUCAGAAAUGUUGUUGUUUUUUAGAGUUAUUGUUCAUUUUGCUAGUUGUUUUUUGUUUGAAUUAAUUUAUGGUUCUAUAUUUUAAUAUAUUAACUUUAAACCAAGUACUUUGCAUGUACAGGUAUUAUAAAUAUUAAUGAGACAAGUGAGUGACUUUUAGAAGUUAGUAUUUACUGUCAGAUUUCACAGUUCUUUUCUCCAUGUUAAAAUCAAAUAUUU